This is a messenger RNA of Colletotrichum navitas, 686 nucleotides long. Its product is annotated as RNA polymerase Rpb7-like domain-containing protein. Gene Ontology annotation, biological process: DNA-templated transcription; transcription initiation at RNA polymerase II promoter; positive regulation of translational initiation. The record is from RefSeq and is a predicted model, not a curated record. The transcript is spliced from 4 exons. Gene Ontology annotation, molecular function: single-stranded RNA binding; translation initiation factor binding; single-stranded DNA binding. Lineage: Eukaryota; Fungi; Ascomycota; Sordariomycetes; Glomerellales; Glomerellaceae. Gene Ontology annotation, cellular component: P-body; RNA polymerase II, core complex. Bases 116 to 631 code for a protein of 171 amino acids.
CAGACGUAUUGCUGCUACGCGCCGUCAAGAAUUCGCAGGAGCUGGAUCUGGGCAGCCGCAUUCACAACCACCGGCCACUCUUCUUCGGACACGCUGCGCUACGAAAACCGCCAACAUGUUUUUCCUCUACAACAUGGAGCGCAGGGUUACCUUGCACCCAUCCUACUUUGGUCGGAACAUGCAUGAGUUGGUGACGAGCAAGCUGUUGAAGGACGUGGAGGGCACCUGCGCAGGAAGCUACUAUAUUAUUUCCAUUAUGGAUACCUUCGAUAUCUCGGAGGGUCGCAUUCUCCCUGGCAGUGGUCUGGCCGAGUUCACCGUCGGCUACCGAGCCGUCGUGUGGCGGCCCUUCAAGGGCGAGACGGUUGAUGCUGUGGUCUACUCAGUCAACCACCAGGGCUUUUUCGCCCAGGCGGGACCUCUGCGGUUAUUCGUGUCGGCACAUUUGAUUCCCUCCGAGAUCAAGUGGGAUCCCAACGCGACUCCGCCGCAGUUCACCAAUAACGAGGAUACCAUCAUCGAGCCGGGGACACAUGUCCGCGUCAAGGUGAUCGGUACACGUACAGAAGUCGGCGAGAUGUGGGCGAUUGGGAGCAUUAAAGAAGACUAUCUUGGCUGUCUUCAGGAUUAAGUAUCCCCUAUCAAGGGGGGGAAAGGGAGCCCGGAGAGACCGCGCCCCGUGUAGC